UUUUUUUGCGCAGCCAUAGUUCAUGACAGCUUGCCUAUAAAAGGCGCCUCAGCCCCAGCUUGCUUGCCAUUCUUUCCUUAUCCCCGCACCUGUCUGGCUCGAUUCUUUUUAUUUUAAAAUGUCCACUGGACCCAGGCUCCGUGCCUACAUCCCGAAACAUAUCAUCCAGGAUGGACAUUGUCAAGUGCUUCGCCGAUUCGAUCACCGAGUUUGUCAGUGUUGAAACAGAGCAGGAAGCUGUGAUGCGUGAGGCAGCUAGCGAGAAACCGUUUUUUGUCUUUGAGAAGGACUAUUUCACUGCGUAUAACUCGCCAGAGGGAACUGUCAAGUGCAGCUACUGGUCCCGGAACAGGAUCACGCAAGAUAUCCUCUACCCGCAAUCCCUAUCAUGGCAGAAAUUGCUUUGCGAGCAGGAUGGACUGAAGGUAUAUCCUGAGCCACCAGGCCUGUGCUUUCUCCCAAGUGAUGGCACUUGUGAUGCCAGUUUAACUCUGAGAUCCAACAACAUUUCGGUUUACUAUAACGAUAUCGACAUCGAGCAAUUCGUUCAAACUGUCAAGAAGAUGGCCGCCUGCCAGCAGGGAUUCUUUUUCGUUGCGCAUAACGACAAGUUCGAAUGCGUUGAGGCCGGAGAAUACAAACAACAGGGUGGAUGUUAGCGCUGAUAAUGUUGGCUACUACACGCAGUGGUUUUCAAAGGAUCUGACGCGUAUCGAGAAGCGCAUGAAGCAUGUGACGUUUUAUGAAGGAGAAUUGGCUUAAGCGUCUGCCCAAUGGACAGUUCAGGCUCAAAGACUACCAGGGAAACGAGGUUCUUGAUGGCGAGCACUUUC
This is a messenger RNA of Linderina pennispora, 833 nucleotides long. RefSeq lists its product as uncharacterized. The record is from RefSeq and is a predicted model, not a curated record. Lineage: Eukaryota; Fungi; Kickxellomycota; Kickxellomycetes; Kickxellales; Kickxellaceae. Bases 171 to 659 code for a protein of 162 amino acids. The transcript has a single exon.